This is a messenger RNA of Musca domestica (house fly), 3530 nucleotides long. RefSeq lists its product as uncharacterized. Gene Ontology annotation, cellular component: ciliary transition zone. Bases 1266 to 3386 code for a protein of 706 amino acids. The record is from RefSeq and is a predicted model, not a curated record. The transcript has 7 exons. Gene Ontology annotation, biological process: cilium assembly. Lineage: Eukaryota; Metazoa; Arthropoda; Insecta; Diptera; Muscidae.
AAUAUUAUUUCAGUUGCACGACAGCCGUGAACGUGUCUAUAACGAUUUUCAAGCGUGGCCACAAAGUACAAAACGUUACAAGAGAUUAAAAACAAUGAGAAGCUAAAAAUAAAUGCAAAUGAAAAUAACGGAUUGUUUUGUUUUUGUAUUGAAAAUAAAAACCAAAUCGAAUUUUCUAAAUUUUGUAAUAAAUGAGCUUGCAGGAAUAGAAAUUUUAUAAACAAUGCUGGGAAGCUGAGAAUUUAAAAGAAAAAAUAAUUGUGUGUGUGGUUUUGUGUUCGAAUGGCCUAACCCAGUAAAAUGGAAAUUUAGGUCACUUUAAGAGCACACGGAAAUGUUAGGAUUUUGUGCUACAAAAAAAAAAAAAAAAGAAACAACUGGCAAGUCAAGGGGAAAUGCAAAAAAAAUUUAAAAAUUUUUAAAAUAAAAAAAAAAUAAAAAAAUCGAAAUUUCAAGAAAAGUGUGUUGUGAUUCCAAAUACCGAAAUAUUAAUGAAAAAUUGAAAAACAAAUCGAAAAGAAAAAUUUUCAAAACCAAAGUGGCACAAAUCAGAAUUCAAGGAAAUCAACAAUUUAUUUAAAUAGGUAUUUUCUUAAAUUCCUAAAAUAAAAAAAAAAUAAUUCACUUCAAAUUCAAAGACAAAAAAAGAAAAAAAAAAUGCAAAAGGCCCGGGACAAGGAAACAACCAACAGCAGUUACAACAAAAACAACCGUAGGCAGUGCGACGACAACAAAGGCAGCUGCUCGAACAAAUGAUUACGUGUCAUCUAAAACGAAAUACAAUAACAACAAUUAGAGCUACAGCAACAACAACACGAAAAGAGAAAGUUGCAAGUAAAUUGCAUGCCAUACAAGUUUAACCUUUAAAACAGCUGUUUUUUCCAAACACACAGCAAGGGUACAACGUGAGAAGAGAGAAACGUGGAGACGAGAGAGGAGAGAGUGAGAGAAAAAAGCUUUCACAUUCUCAAGAGCGAAAAACGACACAUUCGUAACAUAUCGUGUCACAUAUGCAAGUCGUGCAGCAGGUGCAUUUGUUUUGACAAAGGAAAGAAACAAAAGCAAAAACAACAACAAAAAAGGAAAACGGAAACAAAAGGAAACAACAACAACAAUAGCAACUACAUAAUAUAACAAAAGGCAAAAAAUUUCGUACCGAAACGACGAGAGUAGGAGCAGCAACACACACACACAUUCACGUCCUUCACUGUAUCACAUCAUUUGGUUUUUGUUGCUGCUUUUGUUGUUAACGUUGUUGCACCACCAUGGAGGCUACCCCGAAAGUACAUCGUCAUCGUCCACGACGUACCGAAUCACGUCAUAGGCGAACGGAACGUCAGACGACCACAACGACAAGCAGUACCUCCGACAGCAAAUCACCUGCCCGUACCACAAAUGACAUCUUAAAUGUGGAGGCAGGUGUGGCGGGUGCGGCCACGACAUCCGAUGCCUUGAUAGCGGCCGUGGCCACACGACUCAUGCAGGAACACGAACGUCAAACCUCCACCGAAACCGUGGAUACAGUGGCCAGCGGCAGUGGCGGGGGUGGGGGUGGUGGUCACAGCUCCAGUCAAACUUCUCAGCAAACUGUGGUCCUGGUCAAUGGUCAUGCUCCCCACGAUCAGGCCACCGAAGACGAACAACCCGCUACGGAAAUGAAUCACACUGCAGCCAACGAAAACAACGACCUAACCAAACCCUCAGAGGCGGAUGCCAGUGAAUUGUGCACCGGACCGCCCGAUGGCCCCAGCAGCAGUCGCAACUCGUCGGGCGAUGCCAUGAGUCUACGCGAAACACUACAACAAUUACCUCCCACCAUUACAGCGCAUCGACAUCGUCGCACCCUCUCACCGCACUCACCCUCACGCCGUGUCCUCGAAACGGCAGCCGAUGCCUCAUUUCAUCGCGGCAUCCUAGGUUUCAUGGAUCGUGAACUGAAACAAUCCUCGCCCACACCUUCGGCUCUGAGUGCCGGUAGCGGUGGGGGUGGUGGUGGCAACGGCGGGGCUGGACGUAAACAUCAAUCGCUGUCCGAUCCAACCGCCAGUCCAGCCCAAAGGUCGGUACGUUCCCGCAGCAGUCUGGAGAAAAGUCCACGACGUAAGCGCAGUAAAUCUGAAUCGAGGCGAAGGAGAGAACGAAAACUCAUUGCGGCCGGGGAGAUGGAGGUGAGGCAGGCCAAUGAGACACUGAUGCGUUAUCUGAAGCAGUGCUCGGAAAUGAAUGAUGCCUCAUUGUCGGGCGAGUUGGAAAUCGAUCAGAGUCUGGAGGAGCGUCGAGUGCAUCGCAAAACGAAAAGUCAGCGGAACAAAAGGGGUCACAUAAUAAGCAAAUUCUAUGCAGCCAGCGGCCUCACAUCCCUGCUGAAAGAGCUGUCCGACGACAUUAUGCCAGCCGAGGGCGAGGAGAUUUACAAUCCAUUUACACCGGUCGUCUCGCCCACAGACGAUACACCUGCACACAUCGAUAAAAUGUUCAUGCAAACGUCGUCGGGAUAUCGUCCGGUGGAUCAUUGCUAUGCGAAGCAUUCGUUUAUGCGUUCCGGCGGUAUGAGUGGUCAAGUGAGUGGUGAUACUGGUGGCGGUGGUGGAGACGGCAGCGGCGGCAGUGGUGUUGGUGUCAAUGCCGGCUAUAAUCUACGCCCAAGUGGUAGUUAUGGUGAUACUCGCUGCCUGCUCGAUGGUGAAUACUAUGGUAACGAAAUCACCAGCAACAUACAAUUGGCCUGCUUGACCCAACGCAUUUGGCUGCUACUCUCGAAUAUUUGUCAUGGCCUGCUAGCUGGUCUAGCUUUGGCCCAUCUGCUAUUCGUGCUGAGCACCCAUCCCAUGGAAUGGUCCAAGGUUUUGAGUCUUGCGGGCGAGACCUCAUCCUAUGCCACACAAAUGGAGGAGGCCACAACGGCUUCAACAAUGGAGGACAUGGAGAGUUCCACACCGGUACCCGGGGGCUCGAGCACAAGUCUGGUCCGAACCGAGUAUGCAUCCUUUGCCAAUUUCUACAUCAACACCUUCUACUGUCUGGCCAUUGUGUGUAUGGUCUCGGUGCUGGAUAGAAUGGACAUUUGCCGUUGGAAUCUAUCGAAUGCCUCGGAGUUGAUAUCAUUUCGAUGGCUAAUAAUAGCCAUGAUUUACAUAGCGACAAUAAUACUGACGAUCUGUUCCGAUAACAUUGAUGAGCGACUAUAUUUUUCGAGUAAUCUGAAUGUGACGUUGACGCAAGAGGAAAUGUUAACCAACAGCAUAGUUUCAAUAUGGAGCAGUCUGUCCGUGACCCGCAGUAUUGGGGCGAUUUGUGGUUGGAUCAUGAUUGGCCUGACGCCCCACGAGGACUAUCUCUAUGAGCAUUUGUUGGAUUUGACACGCUAUCAAAUGACAAAUAAUUAAAUUCCCAUAUUAGAAAAAAAAAAAAAAAAUACAAAAACAAAAAUAGUAAACAACAAAAAACAAUCGAACUCUUUGGCAAUUGUAAAGAAGAAGAAGAAAAAAACAAAAACUAAAAACAAUAUUUAUAUAAAAUUAAUUUAAUUU